Molecule: messenger RNA, 963 nt
Organism: Fonsecaea multimorphosa CBS 102226
Lineage: Eukaryota; Fungi; Ascomycota; Eurotiomycetes; Chaetothyriales; Herpotrichiellaceae
Exons: 2
Coding region: 1-963 (320 amino acids)
Molecular function (GO): oxidoreductase activity, acting on the CH-OH group of donors, NAD or NADP as acceptor
Source: RefSeq, a predicted model, not a curated record
AUGGCCCACACCUUCCCCUCCCCCGACUCCCCCAUAGGCAACAUCGCGUCUCUCGAAGACAAAGUCGCCCUGAUCACCGGCGCCUCGUCGGGUCUGGGCCGUGCCAUCGCGCAAGCCUACGCCGCGGCAGGCGCGUACGUCGUCUCGGCAGACCUACAACCCGCACCGCCGCCGGCGCCCACCAUCGCGGGCAUGCUGAAGGACACGGACCUGACGACGCCGACGGUCGAGUUGGUCAAUGCCAAGUGGCCCGCGAGUGGGAAGCAAAGGGCCAGCUUUGUGCGGUGCGACGUCACGGAUGAAGAAAGCGUGAAGGCGGCGGUGGCUUUUACGGUGCAGACGUAUGGACGGUUGGAUGUCAUGGUGAAUAAUGCUGGAAUCUCCGCCGAAACCACGUCCCGAAAAUACCUCGACUCGACCAGCGGGGCCAUCCCGCGCAUUCACGAAACCUCCGUCGACGCCAUGGACAAGACGUACGCGGUCAACAUCCGCGGCGUGUGGCUGGGCACCAAGUACGCCGUGACGCAGAUGCUCGCGCAGGACCCGCACCCACGGUUCUCCCGCACUUCUCCCACGACCACGGCCACGGCCGACGUGCACAGGGGCUGGAUCAUCAACCUGGCGUCGAUCCUCGCGUCGGCCGGGCUAGCGGGGGCGUCGCCGUACUGCGCGUCCAAGGGCGCGGUGCUGAACAUGACGCGGGCCAUCGCGCUCGAGUACGCCCGCGACGGGAUCCACGUCAACGCCAUCCAGCCGGGUUUCACGGACACGCACAUCCUCGAGACCAUGUACGCCAAGAUGGGCAGGGAGAACAUGGACGCCCUGAUGAAGGCGACGCACCCCUGGGGCCGCACGGGUAGGGCCGAGGAUAUUGCCCGCGCCGCGGUCUUUCUCGCCGGCGAGGGCGCCAGUUGGAUCACCGGCCAGAGCGUCGUCGUGGAUGGCGGGUAUCUUGCUCAGUAG